Lepus europaeus (European hare) is the source of this 3045-nucleotide messenger RNA. It is a transcript of the gene TTLL13, whose product is annotated as tubulin tyrosine ligase like 13. The transcript is spliced from 15 exons. Gene Ontology annotation, biological process: microtubule cytoskeleton organization; protein polyglutamylation. Gene Ontology annotation, molecular function: tubulin binding; tubulin-glutamic acid ligase activity. Gene Ontology annotation, cellular component: cilium. Lineage: Eukaryota; Metazoa; Chordata; Mammalia; Lagomorpha; Leporidae. Bases 165 to 2627 code for a protein of 820 amino acids. The record is from RefSeq and is a predicted model, not a curated record.
GGCUGGGCCAGGCCGAAGUCAGGAGCUCCACUAGGGUCUCCGGCAUGGGUAGCAGGGACCCACCGAUUUAAGCCAUCUUUCACUGCCUUCCCAGGUGCAACAGCAGGAUGCUGGAUUGGAAGUGGAUCAGCCAGGACUAGAAGCAGUGAUCUGUACCUAGGAGGAUGGAGCCGAGCACCUGUAAGAGCAGUGACUCAGAAGAGGAAGACUACGCUGAGGACGAGGGCCCCGAGGAGGAGGAGUGUGUUGAAGGGGAAGCUCCCGUUCCGUCUAACCCUUCACCGCAGGCACCCCUAAAGGAUGAAUGUAAGGCAUUUGAGAAUGGGAUUCCCUUAUCCAUUGUAGCCAAGAAAAUUCCAAAGAAAAUCAUAGCCCCAACCGAUGACUUAGAAGCUGGGAGGAGAAAGAGAAGGCGGAAACACAGACUCUUGGCCAUCAAUCUGACCAGCUGCAAGUAUGAGAGUGUGCGACGGGCAGCCCAAGUGUGUGGCCUGAAGGAGGUGGGGGAGGAGGAAGAGUGGACUGUGUACUGGACAGACUGCUCCGUGUCGCUGGAACGAGUCAUGGAAAUGAAGAGGUUCCAGAAAAUCAACCACUUCCCCGGCAUGACGGAAAUCUGCCGCAAAGAUCUGCUGGCGCGGAACCUCAACCGCAUGCAGAAACUCUACCCCUCCGAGUACAGCAUCUUCCCCCGCACCUGGUGCCUCCCGGCCGACUACGGGGACUUCCAGUCCUAUGGCCGCCAGCGAAAGACGCGCACUUACAUCUGCAAGCCCGACAGUGGCUGUCAGGGACGCGGCAUCUUCAUCACUCGAAAUCCUCGGGACAUCAAGCCGGGGGAGCACAUGAUUUGCCAGCAGUACAUCUCCAAGCCCUUCCUCAUCGAUGGCUUCAAGUUCGACAUGCGCGUCUACGUCCUGAUCACAUCCUGUGACCCCCUGCGGAUCUUCAUGUACGAGGAGGGCCUGGCCCGCUUUGCCACCAUGCCCUACGUGGAGCCCAGCUCUAACAACCUGGAUGACGUCUGUAUGCACCUGACCAACUAUGCGAUCAACAAGCACAAUGAGAAUUUUGUGCGGGAUGAUGCCGUGGGCAGUAAGAGGAAGCUGUCAACACUGAACACCUGGCUACGUGAGCACAGCUACGAGCCUCGAGAGCUGUGGGGGGACAUUGAGGACAUCAUCAUCAAAACCAUCAUCUCGGCCCAUUCUGUGCUCCGCCACAACUACCGAACCUGCUUCCCCCAAUACCUGAGCGGAGGGACAUGUGCUUGUUUUGAGAUCCUUGGCUUUGACAUCUUGCUGGACCACAAGCUAAAGCCCUGGCUGCUGGAGGUAAACCACUCUCCCAGCUUCACCACGGACUCCCGCCUGGACCGGGAGGUGAAGGACGCGCUCCUCUGUGAUGCCAUGACCCUGGUCAACCUCCGCGGCUGUGACAAGAAGAAGGUGAUGGAGGAAGACAAGCGGCGAGUGAAGGAGCGGCUGUUCCAGUGCCACGCACAGCCCCGAGAGCCCAGGCGGGAACAGGUCGAGUCAUCGCAUUUGGCAAUGUUGGAUCAGCAGCGCUACGAGGAUUCCCACCUCGGGGGAUACCGGCGCAUCUACCCUGGGCCCAACAUGGAGAAGUAUGCUCCCUUCUUCAAACACAACAGCUCCCUCUUCCAGGAGACCGCAGCCUCCAAGGCCAGGGAGGAGUGUGCCAGGCAGCAGCUGGAAGAGAUCCGCCUGAAGCAGGAACAGCACGACACCUCGGGUGCUAGACGGCGAAAGGAAAGCAAGGACCAGAACCAGGGCGAAUCUGCCGGGGAGAGGAGCCGUGUCAGGCCGAGGCCCCGGGGCCCUGCCACUCACCUGGCUCACAGGAACCGGAUCCAGGAGAGAGAGCUGGUCCCAGUGCACCUGGACACCAUGCAACCUCAAGAUAUCGUGGAAGAGGAGGAGCUGGAGCGGUUGAAGGCCCUGAUACAAAGGGAGAAUCUUAUCCGAAGCAUGGGUAUCACACAGCAGCUCACCCGCAUGCUGCACCCCAGUCACCAGGGCCAGAAAAAGCUUCAUGAGUAUCGGCCUAGAUGUCACCAGGACGGGCCGGGCAAUCAGGAACCACAGAUGGCGAAUCUGGUCCCACUGAUGUUCCUGAGAGGCCCUGCUGCGAGGCAGGUCACUCCUCACCUCCUGCACCUGGUUCGGCCCCAGGAAUUGAUCCCUAGGAUCUUACGGCCGCUGACAAACGUGGACGCUGCGAUGCCACACCAGCCCCGGUGCCACCUGCAGUCCAAGAGCUUCAGCUGGACAGGAGACCCAGCAGUCAGCCCCCGUUUCUUGUCAAUGAAGAGAUCCGGGAGGCACUAUUUUUCCAGCACUAGAUUCAGGCUCACUGGCAAAGGCCAAGCCAGCAGAAGGCUAGAAGCCAUAAACCGCACCCUGACGGGAUCAGUGCCGCCCACCCUAACCCCAAAGCAGGGCUACCUUCUGCGACCGGAGAGAGCGGCAAGUGAAUCAUGGACUGGAUGCACUUUGCCCUCCAUGAUACAUUCUGAACACAUAGCGACCAAGCGCCUCACCCUCUGCCGCGCCUCUGCACCCGCGCAGCCAUCCGGUGCCCUCAACAUCACCCAGCACAGGUAAACGCAGGAGGGAAAGCCCAGCACCGGACCUCUCCCGGAGACGCCCCUGCGGUGCCCAGAGGGCCUUCGACCUGCUCGACGAACGACGGCCACCGGGUUCCAGUUUGAACACAGGACCCCCGGCUGCAUGAGGCCAAAAGACACCAAGAAUAGCCCUAAGAGUGCUUGGGGAUCCACAAAGACUCAACGGCGAAGGGGAGCCACGGCUGCCAUCGCGCUCAUCACCUUAGCCCGUGCUUUACUCGCUGGGCGAUGGGUUCGAACCCUGGGUGCGGCCUGGGGCUGGAGAUCAACCGGGCGACAAGCAGCCCCGUUCCCGGAGGAGCCGAGUGCCCACCGCACGGGGCCUGGGUAGCCUCAGCAGCCGGCCAACGGGGCGCCCUUCCCGCUGAGUGAUGGCGACAGUCAGGCCUGGGCAG